Nicotiana attenuata is the source of this 491-nucleotide messenger RNA. Its product is annotated as probable nucleoredoxin 1. The record is from RefSeq and is a predicted model, not a curated record. Lineage: Eukaryota; Viridiplantae; Streptophyta; Magnoliopsida; Solanales; Solanaceae. The transcript has a single exon. The coding region runs from base 91 to 459 and encodes 122 amino acids.
UUUUUUGCCACAAUGCCGUGGCUGGCUCUUCCCUUUGGUGAUGAAAGGAAGGUGUGAUUGAGUAGUCUGUUCAAAGUUCAUGGUAUCCCCAUGUUGGUUGCUAUUAGGCCAACAGGCAGGACUGUUACAACUGAAGCCAGAAAUCUAGUUAUGUGUCAUGGUGCUGAUGCUUAUCGAUUCACAGAGGAGGGCGUGAAGGAGAUUGAGGCACAAUAUGAGGAGAUGGCAAAGGGGUGGCCUGAGAAUGUGAAUCACGCUCUCCAUGAGCAUGAACUCGUACUUACGAAGCGCUUGUUUUAUAACUGUGAUGGAUGCAAUGGCGAGGGACGAGUGUGGUCCUUCUGUUGUGAAGAGCGUGAUUUUGAUCUCCACCCCAAAUGUGAGAACAAGGGAUGCAACAUAGAUGCAGAGGCAGAAGAAAAGGAGCUUGAAGAGGAGGAAAUGAAAAAAAAAGCUUAGGGAGUUGGUUAAGUUGGAGGUUUGAAUGAGUC